Melitaea cinxia (Glanville fritillary) is the source of this 2407-nucleotide messenger RNA. It is a transcript of the gene Sec10, whose product is annotated as exocyst complex component 5. Bases 135 to 2297 code for a protein of 720 amino acids. Gene Ontology annotation, cellular component: cytoplasm; exocyst. The transcript has 14 exons. Lineage: Eukaryota; Metazoa; Arthropoda; Insecta; Lepidoptera; Nymphalidae. Gene Ontology annotation, biological process: exocytosis; Golgi to plasma membrane transport. The record is from RefSeq and is a predicted model, not a curated record.
AAUGUCAUUUUAUUAAAAAUAAAAUAGCAGUUUUUUUCGGUCUUUAGUAGUUUAAUAGUUUAAUACAUUAAAAAUUGUGGAUAUAAAAAGAUAAGUAUAUAAUAUAAUAUCAAACAAAAAGGCAAACAGUCAAAAUGAUGAACCAAUACUUAAAAGAACUUGAACAGGAUCCUUUUGACCCAGAUGAGUUUGUGGAAAGAAUGGUUCGUCGCAGCAUGCAGGAAAGUCGUCUGAAGGACGAUCAAUUUGACCCAGAAAUGAUACAUGACAUUUUUACUCAAGCUAUACAAGAUUUGAAAGUUCUACAGGAAAGACAGGAAAGAAAAUGUGCUAGAUUAGAACAAGCGGUGCAGGAGGAAGAAAAAAUAUAUGCAGCAAAGCUUGCUGAAAUUAUGGAUCAACAUUCGCACUGCGUAAAUGUAUUCAGUUCCUUAGAUGAAAGAAUGUCCCGUUGUGGGGGAAAAGCACUCGAUGUUGGAGAGAAACUCGGUGCUGCAAGGGCCCCCAGAGCAAGAGCAGCGGCUGCAAGGGAUCUUUUGUCACACCUUGCCAAUUUCCUUAGCCCUGGACCAGUACUCACUGACUUAUUUAAUGACCCAAAUAAGCUGAAUGAAGCAGCAGAUGUUAUACAAAAGCUAUACACUAUAGCUCAAGAAUUACCACCGGACAAGUUUGAAGUUGCUAAGAAAAAGAUAGAGGCAAAGUACGAUGAAAUAGAAAGAAACUUAAUUGAAGAGUUUGUCAAGGCUCAGAACCAGAACAACAUAGCCAAGAUGAAGGAUAUCGCUAAUAUCAUGACAAACUUCAAAGGAUACUCGCAGUGUGUUGACGCUUAUAUAGAAACAAGUCAAAUGAACACUUUACUGGGUAAGGACAUAUUUGUCGCAGUACUUCCGUUGUGUAAAAAGAACUACACAGUUAUAAGUAAUGUAUUCCCCAAUCCGGAUCAGGUGAUGAGUAAGUUUGUACUUAACAUCUUUCAUCUGAAGCUACAGAAGUACAUACAAACCAAACUGGCUGACAAGAACGAUUUGGAGAAAUAUUUACGUAACUUAUAUGAUAUGUAUACAAGUACACAGAAAGUAUGCGAUGAAUUAGUAGAAGCGAACCUUGUAGCUGCAGAUGGCAAUACUUCAUCUGGUGAUUUGAGACGAGAGGCACUUGUGAACGGAGCUAUGGCAGGAGCGACUGACGGAUACCCUGCGUUAGAGAUACGUCGCCUUAAAGCUGUGUUCUCGAACGCUUUGAAUGCUUAUUAUAAUGAAAAGCAACAUGUUAAAAAGCAGAUUCAGGGUGGUGGUUUUCAAGAACUUAGACGCGAUUUGCAAGCAGUAAUAGGAACACGUGCGAACAUCAACAUCGCACAAAUUGAAAAUUACGGCGGCGAAACAUUUCUUAGUGAACAGCUUGUUCAGAAAAUGUUAAAUGAUUCAAAAACUUCUUUCACUAGAUGCAAAACUCUAUGUACUCCAAACGAGCUGCCCGGGACCACGAUAGCGUUACUAGAUGUGCUAAUCCAACAUUUAUUGAUAGAACAUGUUGACUACGCUCUAGAUUUGGGUCUGCAAUCCAUUCCCAUUGCUGAGAACAAAUCACCACCACAAAUUUAUUUCUUUGAUACGGUGAAUCAAGCAAACAAAAUAGUAAAAUUAUUUGCAGAACACUUUCAAGAAUCAGUGCUGCCUUGUAUGAGUAAACAAGGAGAAUGCAUCCAACGGAAGAACACAAUAACUGAGCAAUUGGAGAACAAGCUGGACGCUGGUCUGGAGCGAGCCAUCGCCGCCAUCGUGGGCUGGGUCAAGCUGCACCUGCAGACUGAACAGAAGAAGACUGACUUCAAGCCCGAGGGAGACAUCGACACACUGGCGUCACCGGCCUGCAUAGCAGUGGUGUCCUACCUCAACACCGUGAUGGAUAAAAUCCACUCCGAGCUGGAGGGCGAAAACUUGAACUCCGUUUCCUUGGAGCUAGCCGUUCGUCUGCAUCGGGUUAUAUAUGAGCAUCUACAAAACUUCCAGUUCAAUUCUGCAGGCGCAAUGAUAGCGAUAUGCGACGUGAAGGAGUACCGGUCGGCGGUGUGCGGGCGCGGUCGCAGCGCGCCGGCGCCCGCGCACGCGCUGUUCGACGCGCUGCACGCGCUCUGCAACCUGCUGCUCGUGAAGCCGGAGAACCUGCACCAGGUGUGCGAGGGGGAGACGCUGGCGGAGCUGGACCACUCAAUUUUACACAACUUCAUACAACUGCGGUCGGACUACAAGAGUCAUAAGUUAUCAAGCUUUCUCAAGGGACUCUCGUAAUUUAUUGUUUAUACAUCAAGAAGUAUUAAUAGGCUUAAUUAAUAAUAUGAAAGUGAUAAACUGUUGAUUUGUAUAAAAUUAUUCAAGCAUAAUAUACAAUUUGUAAUCAA